AUGGAUGAAUUUCGUAUAACGACUGAAAUUUAUUCUCAAAUUAAAGAUUUUCAACAUCGUUUUUUAACUAAUGAACAACGAAUAAUAAUCGAUAAGCUCAUUCCGUCAGAAUUACAUUAUUCACUUAGGACUAACGGAUUAUGCGAAGAUUUCAAAUCUGUUGAAACCGAUUCAGAAAUUUAUAAGCAAUGUAAAGAAUUAGAAGCAAAUACAACAACUCGAGAUAAUUCAGCUAAAAUUUCUCUCUCAUAUCAAACACAUCCACAAGCUAUUUAUACUAGCAGACUUUUGAGUUGUAAAAAACUUUCAGAAUCUUAUGAAAAUGUGGAAUCAG
Messenger RNA from Funneliformis mosseae, 334 nucleotides. The record is from the annotation of a GenBank genome assembly. NCBI's taxonomy places the organism in Eukaryota, Fungi, Glomeromycota, Glomeromycetes, Glomerales, Glomeraceae.